Lactuca virosa is the source of this 2490-nucleotide messenger RNA. The record is from the annotation of a GenBank genome assembly. NCBI's taxonomy places the organism in Eukaryota, Viridiplantae, Streptophyta, Magnoliopsida, Asterales, Asteraceae.
AUGUUCGAUGUUGCUAAUUUUUGCUUAUCUUUUUCCAACCCUAUAUUUCUUCUUGAUCAAAGUUCUAAUGUCGGUCUGAUAAUGGCCAAGUCUGGAAGUAAGAGCUCAAAGAGCCGGCUGAGGUACGGCGGUGGUGGGAGCAGGCGGGGAAACAAUCAAAACCAUAUUACACCGCCGCCGCCGGAGGUCAUGGAUAAUAGAUACGUAUUUGCCGCGGCGCCACCUAACUCUGCUCAAUACCCUAACACUAAACAUUAUAUUCCUCCGACUCAUCCUCCAUAUUACCGGUACCCACCAUCGCCGCUUGCAACACCCUUUCCUGCACCAUAUUAUGACCACCAUCGCAUGGCUAUGGACCCUGCAAAGCAGGUGUUGGUCGGUGGUAGGUAUCCUUGUGGGCAUGAACAGAGUGUGUCUAUAAAGAACGAGAUUAAUAUAAAGAAAGAAACCUUGAAGAUCAAGCCCGAUCAAGAAGACCCUAAAAGAUACCUUGUUGAAUUCACUUAUGAUGCCUCUAUUGCUGGCAGAAUUACCCUUCAUUUCUUUAAAAAAUGGGGAGAAAACUAUAACAUGAAUCCAACAGAAGAGCUGCUUCCACCAAUCACAGUGGUUUUCCAACAAGGUUUGGGCCAGAAAUAUAUACAGGAAUCCAGAACUGGGAUAGACCUUUCCGUAUAUAAGGUAGGUAUACAAGAGGUAUAUCAUUUAGGGAUCAAGGCACAAGCAACUCCAUGCAUAUCACAAGAUGAAAGUUCUAUUAGUGGAACUACUAUUUUCCAAUUAACUUUAGCAGUGUUUGAGAAGAAGAAAGUUCAUGACACUACUCUCCUCCCUGGCCACCAUCAUAUUGCUCCACAAUUGCACCACAAUCCUCGGCGUAUUUAUGAAAUGCCAAAAAAUCCAGCUAACCUUCGUGUCAACUUGCAUGAACGUAGAAUUGGCAAGUUGUUUUAUAAUAAAGAAAUUGGGAGGGGGAGUAAUGGGACAAUUGUAUUGAAGGGUUAUUAUGAUGGCAGGGAGGUUGCUGUGAAAAGGAUUGUGAUGGAACAUUAUGAUGUUGCUCGGAAAGAGAUACAAAAUCUUAUUGUAUCUGAUCAACAUCCUAAUAUUGUGAGGUUGUAUGGUGUGGAGUACGAUCAAGAUUUUGUUUAUAUUGCUCUCGAGUGGUGUGUAUGUAGCUUACAUGAUUUGAUAUUAUCACUUGCUAAUUCGAGUGUUGAAUUGCAACCGAUGAUGAAAGUUUUUAAGGAUUUGAAAUUAUGGGAGUGCAAUGGGUACCCUUCACCGCUAUUGUUGAAAGUAAUGAGGGAUACAGUUAGAGGACUUGGCCAUUUACACAAACAUAGAAUCAUUCACCGUGACUUAAAGCCUGAAAAUGUCUUAAUACACAAAGACACAUCUAUUAGUGCAAAAGUGUCGGAUAUGGGCAUUAGCAAACGCCUAUCCGCCGGUAAAUCUUCUUUAACAAAAAGCACAACAGGCAUUGGGAGCUCUGGGUGGCAACCACCUGAGCGACUUUUGAAUAAAGAAGGACAAACGAGUGCUGUGGAUUUGUUCAGUUUAGGGUGUCUGAUUUUCUUUUGUAUAACUCAUGGUCGCCACCCGUUUGGUAAGGAUGAGGAUGGGCGUGAUGGAAGAAUUAAGAAAGGCGAGAAAUGUAUGUCAUUGGUAAAAAAAUAUCCUGAAGCCCAUGAUCUUAUCUCUCGUCUCCUAGAUCCCGAUCCUAAAUUCAGACCAAAAGCCGCAGAAGUGUACCACCACCCUUUCUUCUGGGACCCUGAUACCCGUCUCUCCUUCCUCCGGGACGCAAGUGACCGCAUAGAGUUAGAAGACCGCAAAAACGAUUCCGAUAUCUUAAAAUCACUCAAAAGCAUCGGAGAUUACACAAAUUGGGACAAAAAAUUACACAAGAGACUCAUAAAAAACAUUGAACAUCACAGAGAAUACAACUAUGACAACGAAGCUAUGUUGGUGGCUGCUCAAGAUGGCACAUUUUAUCAAGGUAUAAGUUCAGGUAAAGUUCUAUGGUCUUUUCCAUCUGGAGCACCAAUAUAUGGUUCACCUCAAUCGGUUAACUUGGAGGAUGAUGAGCAUAAUUCCUCUACGCGGCAGCAGCAGCAGCAGCAAGUUCACCUUGUUGAUGUAGAUUUGUUUUCAAGAUUUGUUAUAUUAGAUUUCCACUAUUUGUCCAAAAUGAUGAGAUCUCUUACUACCCUGUCGGUGGAUCUCGGGGUGUGCAAUGGUGAACUGGGAACCGUAUUUCCUCCCUUCCUCUCGAUAUCUUUAGAGUUCUCUCUUCAAAUCACGACGUUUGCCUAUGAAUCGUUGUCAAAACCAGAUUCAUCGUUUGACUCAUUCAGUCAACUCAAUCAGAACUGGAAAUAUCUUUCCAAGAAAACUCAAUUAGCUAGCACAAUGCAUUGGAAAAAGAAUCCCAAAAACAUUAAAGAAAAUAAAGAUGAAAAUAGAAAGGUAAACGAAAAUCUAUAA